AUGUCUGACGGUCUCUCUGAGGCGGACAAGAUCCGUAACAAGCGUCUCGCGAAGUUGGGGAACCCGUCUCCGCCAUCGCCAACUGAAGGCGCUGCAGACUCGGCUUCCAGCCGACCGCCCACGCCUUCACAGCCUGUUUCUUCUCGGGAAGCUUCGCGCACACGAUCCAAUGUCGGAAGUGCGGCCAGCUCCCCUGCACCUUCACCUCGCCCGGAAGCACAGCAGUCGGAAGGGAAGCGGAUCAAAAUCACCCCGGCGACUUCCACAAAUGCCGCCGCCGAACGAUCACGACCUGCCACGCCGGUGGCCCCCAAGGCGGAGGAGACCAUCGAGACCUUCGAGGACCGUACAUUGAGCGCCAUCUUCAAGCUGACCCUGAACGAGGAUCGGCAGCGGGACAUCCACGGACAGAGGCUGACCUUUUUGCCGGGACUGCGGAGCGAACUGACGGAUGAAGGCCGGGAGCUUCGCAUCGACACGUCGGUUCUGGACCAGGCACUGCUAGAGGCUGCGUCCAAUACCCCCCAGCAGAAACCGUUGAAUUAUUUGCUCCCGUGCUGGAAGAGGAUAUCCAAGCUUCACAAAGGGUUCCGCCGUGCUCGGGAUGACGACCCGAAGUUCUUGGUUCUAUGCGAGGCUCGCCGCCUGUGCUUGAGCUACUGCAUGUUUGCCAUCACAAUGCCGGAAAUGUUUGGAAUUGAUCCGUCGGGACGGUCGACGUUGAAACCUUAUCUACUUUUGGACCCCGAGGAUGAGAAGGGCGUGGACUUCGAGUUCAUCAGCGAGGCCGUGAAGAGGUUUGAUGAGGAUGAGAAUAUCAAGCCGGCGUUUAUAGUUGCUGUCGAGGAAAUGAGCCGAGAGCUGGCCGCCAUGAACAUCAACGAUGAUUACAAGCCCUACAUGACAGCUCUGCGCAACUUGGUGCGUCACGCCGUUAUAGGAGCUGCCAUCACGGAAUCCUCCAUCUUCAACGCGUCUCGCGAUCCUGCGCUGUUUGAGAAGGAGACCUUGAUCGGGCCAUGGUUCCGCCUCUCGCCUCUACAAGGCAAUGUGACCAUGCAGUAUUUCUCAAGCCCUAAGACGAGGGACCAGGGCUAUAUUCUCAGCGCACAACGGUCGCUUCGGAUGAUGCAGCAGAUUCUUAACUCGGAUCUACUAGACAUCAUCAAUCAUAUGAUCCGGGCGUCGAAAGAUGCCAGGGACCGAAUUCUAGACUGGUUCGCUGCGGCGUUGAACAUCAACCACAAGCGACGGGCCAUGCAGGUAGACCCCAAUGCAGUGUCGUCGGAUGGAUUCAUGUUCAACCUUACUACGUGCUUGGAUCAGCUCUGCGAGCCCUUCAUGGACGCAAGCUUCACCAAGAUUGAUCGCAUUGAUGCGAACUACCUGCACCGAAACCCUCGGGUUGACCUGAGGGACGAGACCAAGAUCAAUGCCGAUAAACAUGCAUCGGAUGCGUUCUAUUCCAAAAAGGCCGAAGGCACUUCAAACUUUAUUACAGAGAUUUUCUUCUUGACUGUUGCCGCCCAUCACUACGGCAGUGAAUCCUUGACCUCGAAAUUGGAUCAAUUGGAGAAAGAUCUGCGGCACAUGGAGUCUACCAUUACCAAAUUUGAGGCCGAACGGCCUCGAUGGGUCAACAACCCGAUGCAGCUCCGGGUAUUCGAGAAUGCCCUGAAGAAAUACAAGGACAAGCUGGACCUCGGCCUUGCCUUGAAGUACAGCCUCCAGGGUGUGCUGUUCGACGAUCAGUGGCAGGCCCGCUCUAUGUUGUUCAUGCGUUACGUUAUGGUGUGGCUGCUUCGACUUGUAUCUGGUGUGAACUUCCCCAAAGAAGAGAUCAAGCUACCUCUUCCCGAGCAACAACCAGAAGUCUUCAAGUGUCUGCCAGAGUACUUUGUCGAUGACGUGGUCAGCAACUUCAAGUUCAUCAUGUGGUGCAUGCCUCAAAUCAUCACUGCUACGCAGGGAGACGAGUUGGUCAUGCUUUGCAUAACUUUCUUGGAAAGCUCCGGUUACAUCAAAAACCCCUACCUCAAAGCAGGCCUCGUUUCCAUCCUUUUCCGAGGCACGUGGCCGCGCCCCGGUGGCGCCCGCGGUGUCUUGGUGGACCUGCUCAACUCCAUGAAGUUUGCCAACGACCAUCUGCUCCACUGCCUGAUGAAAUUCUACAUCGAGGCCGAGCACACGGGCACCCAUACGCAGUUCUUUGACAAGUUCAACAUCCGAUACGAGAUCUUCCAGAUCAUCAAAUGCAUCUGGCCCAAUACUUUGUACCGAGACAAACUGUACAAGCAGUCUAAGAAGAACCUCGACUUUUUCGUCCGCUUUGUGAACCUGCUUCUGAACGAUGUGACGUUCGUGCUUGACGAGUCGUUCGGUGCAUUCAUUACCAUCCACAAAACCCAGACGGAGCUGCGCAAUGAGGGAGCGUCCAUGGAUCCUACCGCGCGCCAGCAAAAGGAGGAGCACCUUGCCUCCGCCCAGCGGAAUGCGAAGUCCUACAUGCAACUCACUAACGAGACGGUUUCUAUGUUGAAGCUCUUCACCGACGCGCUGGCAGAGUCGUUCACGAUGCCCGAGAUCGUCCAGCGAUUGGCCGACAUGUUGGACUACAACCUGGAUGCCAUGGUAGGCCCCAAGAGUUCUAGCUUGCGUGUGGAAAACCUCCAAGAUUACGGAUUCAACCCGCGAGCAUUGCUGAGCGAGAUCGUCGACGUGUACCUGAAUCUGAUGAGCAAAGAGAGUUUCAUCACCGCCGUGGCUCGAGAUGGACGGUCUUACAAGCCGGCGAACUUUGCUAAGGCCGUGGAUAUCUUGCGCAAAUGGUCUCUCAAAUCCCCCGAAGAGCUGAAACGGUGGGAGAAAUUGCUGGCGAUGGUGAAGGAGGCCAAGGCAGCCGACGAACAAGCAGAGGAGGAUCUUGGAGAGGUUCCUGAUGAGUUCUUGGAUCCUCUUAUCUACACCCUGAUGGAAGACCCCGUCAUCCUGCCUGGAUCGCGGGUAUCCAUUGACCGUUCGACUAUCCGGUCUCACCUAUUGAGUGAUCCCCAUGACCCGUUUAACAGAGUUCCGCUCAAGAUGGAGGAUGUAACGCCAGACACGGAACUCAAAGCAAAAAUCGAGGCAUUCAAGUCGGAAAGGCUGGCCGAGCGGAGAAAGGAAAGGGGACAGGGUGCACCCGAGUCGAUGGACACAUCUACGGAUUAA
Messenger RNA from Aspergillus steynii IBT 23096, 3210 nucleotides. Its product is annotated as ubiquitin-ubiquitin ligase UFD2. Lineage: Eukaryota; Fungi; Ascomycota; Eurotiomycetes; Eurotiales; Aspergillaceae. The transcript is spliced from 7 exons. The record is from RefSeq and is a predicted model, not a curated record. Gene Ontology annotation, biological process: protein polyubiquitination. Bases 1 to 3210 code for a protein of 1069 amino acids. Gene Ontology annotation, cellular component: cytoplasm; nucleus; ubiquitin ligase complex. Gene Ontology annotation, molecular function: ubiquitin-ubiquitin ligase activity.